AUGACUGAGGAGCAUUUUCAGGUCAGGGACACCACCUCUACUUUUAAAAAAAAGAGCUUCCCCCCUGCAGAAGCACAGCCACACACAUCUACGACUGUGGUCAGGGACACCGCCUCUACUUUAAAAAAAAAGAGCUUCCCCCCUGCAGAAGCACAGCCACACACAUCUACGACUGUGGUCAGGGACACCACAUCUCCAUUUAAAAAAAGGUGCUUCCCCCCUGCAGAAGCACAGCCACACACAUCUACGACUGUGGAUUUUUUGGUCACCUCGGAGGAUGAGGAUGUUUUGGUCACCCUGGAGGAUGAGUUUUCAGAUAGAUACGAGGAGGCUCUUAAGGCCAAUAAAGCCUUAAAACUGGAAAAUGCACGCCUUCGGCAGAGGUGCAGUGAGCUGGAGAGGAAACUCGCCAAGAAGGACGAAGAGACGUGCAGGCUGUACAGUGCCAUUCGGGACGUACAUGCCUGCACGUCUCAAAUCUUAGGAGGAGGUAGUGAGGCCUCAACACCACGUCCUACUCCUCGGCCACAUGCCCCUCAGCCAUCGGAGGCUCUGCCCCCAGCUGCAGAGGAUGGCAAGGUUAAUAUUGGUGCAGGGGUCUUGCUCGAAGCGGGAGUCUGGGACUGGCUCAAGGCCUCAAAGUCAGACUCCCGCUUCUGCAAGGACCUGGCGGUGGCAGUGUGGGGGUCUGAGGUGCUCAGAGGCAGGUCCACAGAGGGGAGGGUGUGCAACCGCCUGAAAACGGCCGGGGCGGUUGCCAAACCUCCCCUCACCCCCAACAAAUACAAAGCCGUGAAAGGUUGGUCUAAGUUAUGAGCUCAUGGAUUUCUUCAUGUUACGAUCACAAUAAAUUCAACAUUGAGGCAACAUUUUUUUGUAUUGCAAGUUUUCAACAGCCAUUUACUUUAAACAUGAUCGAAGCAUCACAUUAGUAUUCAGUGACUGUCUGCACUUUGGCCUGUCCCAAAGGCCACAUCUUACGUAAGAUGUGUUUAUACGUAUUUUAUACACUCCAUGGUUUAUACUCAUUGAAAGAACAUGAAGGGAAGGGAAACGAGGCGCUUGUGACUUUAUGGGAGCAGUUUGUGGUGGGUUAUCAGCUGUUAGCUGUCAGACGGUCAGCUGUUGUGUGACCGACCACUGGGCGGCUGAGCUGCCCAAAUCGGUCGUAAAGAUGGCGGCGUAAAGCUACAGUGACGUCAUGAGACACAAACGAAUAGAGAGCCGAAGUCACGCCCUUCUACAUCUUUCAAAAAAAUAUGAACGGGAGUUAACGGAGAGAUAACAAUUAUUUUUUGGUCC
Messenger RNA from Alosa sapidissima (American shad), 1302 nucleotides. Its product is annotated as BEN domain-containing protein 5-like. The coding region runs from base 1 to 816 and encodes 271 amino acids. The record is from RefSeq and is a predicted model, not a curated record. Gene Ontology annotation, biological process: negative regulation of DNA-templated transcription. Lineage: Eukaryota; Metazoa; Chordata; Actinopteri; Clupeiformes; Clupeidae. Gene Ontology annotation, molecular function: DNA binding. The transcript has 10 exons.